Rotaria sp. Silwood1 is the source of this 2925-nucleotide messenger RNA. The record is from the annotation of a GenBank genome assembly. Lineage: Eukaryota; Metazoa; Rotifera; Eurotatoria; Philodinida; Philodinidae.
AUGGAUACAACAGACAUAGGAAUUACAUCAACAAUAAUUGAUACAACAACAACAGCAGCAGCAGUUAAGCGUCGUGAUCCUCCUCCAUUGAAUGUUUAUGUGCGUAUUCGUCCAUUUAUCGGUGAUGAACUUGAACGUGGCGAAAAUCAAAAGCUAUUGCAGAUUAUCGAUGAAAAACAUAUUUCUGUCAAAGUCUGUCCAACAACUAAUAAUAAUAUUCGAAAUAUACAAGCAUCAUAUAAUGAAUACGAGGUAAGUCGAAUAUUUGAUCAUCGUUGUACACAACAAGAAUUAUUUGAACAAAUUCUCGAACAACCAACUAAUGAAAUAUUUACUGGUUCAAAUUGGCUUCUUUGUACACUUGGUCUAACAAAUAGCGGUAAAACUCAUACAAUGUUUGGUACAGCAGAAGAACCUGGUUUAAUUCCACAAUGUCUUCAACGAAUAUUUUUAAAUGUUGGUCAAAAUAUUGAUGAUAAAGUUCUUUUUAAACCAGAUGGUUUGGAAAAUUUAAUGCCAACAAUUGAUAGUAAUCUUGAUUUAGAAAUAAAUGCAAGAAAUUAUAUUUUUAAAGAUGAUAAAAAUAAUAAUCGUCGAAUUCGUUUACCAAAUAUUGUUCAACAGCAAAAUAGUUUUCAAGAUCUAUCUAUUGAAGAUGAAUAUUAUUCUCUAUGGAUAUCAUUUUUUGAAUUAUAUAAUGAAAAUAUUCUUGAUUUACUUGUUCAACCAAAAGAUAUGAAAACACGUAAAAAUCUUCGUCUUAUGCAAAAUGAUCAUUCAACAAUUAUUAAAAAUCUAAUACAAAUACCUGUAUUUAAUAUAAAAGAAGCUGAAGAUAUUAUUAAAUUUGGUUAUUCGAAUCGUGCAACAUCAAAAACAAAUCUUAAUGAAGCAUCAUCAAGAUCACAUGCUGUUUUAUGUAUUACACUUAUUACAAUUAAUGAAUUUCAUGAGGAACCCAUAAUGAGUCAUAUGUAUAUUUGUGAUUUGGCUGGUAAUGAACCAUCAACUGGUACUGGAAAACAACUUGCUGAAACUUGUAAUAUAAAUACAUCAUUAAUGACAUUUAAAGAUUGUAUUCGAACAUUAAAUGAAAAUCAAACAACUAAAAAACAAAUGCUUGUUCCUUAUCGAAAUAGUAUAUUAACAAGUAUAUUUCGUCCAUUUUUUGUUGGUCGUGGUCGAACAAUUAUAUGUUGUAAUGUUAAUCCAUGUGCAACAUUUGUUACACAAACAAAUGAUUUAUUAAAAUUUUGUGCAUUAGCACAAAAAACAAUUAUUGUACCAAAUGAACCAAAAACAGGCGCCGGUGGUUUAAUAAGGCAGCAACGAAAGUCAAAACAAAAAGGUCCUAAACGUCUUGUUAAAGAUGGACCUUUAAAAGAAAAGAGUAAAAAAGAUAUUGUUAGUAAUGAUGAUGAAAUUGAAGAAAUCGGUAUUGAGGCAAUCGAUGGAUCAUCAUUCACUAUCCCAACUAAUAUCAAAUCAUUAUCUGAAAAAUGUGAAACAUUAUUAACAAAUCUUCGUCUCGAAGAAGAUAAUCAUCAUCAUACACAACAAUUAUAUAAUGAUUUAAUAAUAACUGAAAAACAAUAUCGUCAAAAAUUACUUAAAUUAGAAAAAGAAUAUAAAGAGAAAAAUCUUCAUUCACGUAAUGAAAUUGAUUUAUUACAAACACAAUUAAAAAAUCUUCAACAACAAUUUGAACAAUUAACAAAGGAACAUUUAAAAACUAUUGAAGAAAUCAAUCAAAAUAAAAAUCAAACGAAUGAAUAUGAACAAAAUUUACAAGAUGAAAUUCAACGAUUAAGACGUGAUCUUGGUCUUGAACUUUAUCGUAAACAAGAUGCUGAAAAAAAAGCUCGAAGUUUUGAAGAUAAAUUACGUCAUGAACAAACACAAUUACAAAAAAUUCAAUAUGAUUUUACUCAAACAAAACAUGAUCAUAAAACUUUACAAGUUAAAUAUGAUGCACUUCAAUUAGAAUUAAUUGAAAUGCAUAAAAAUAUGAACAAAACAAAUUCACAUACAAUAGUCAAUAAAUUUAAUAAUAUGUCAACCACAAUUAAUCAACAGCAAUCAUAUAUUCAAACGCAACAAUCUAUUACUCGAACAAAACGACGUACGAAUGAUGAAAACCAACUUGAACAAGAAAUUAAAAAACCAAAACGUGUUACACGUAGUCGAUCAGGAGCUAGUUCAAAUAAUACUUCGGUAAAUACUCAUCAACAAGAUGAAGAAAAUAAUGAAAAACAAACUAAACGAAUAACACGUAAUGGAUCAACAGCAAGUUCUUCUAAUACUAUUCAAUUGCCAAUCAAACAAACCAAAAAGAAAUCAUCCAAUAAUGGUAUUGUUGAUUCGUCAUCUGAUAUAAAAACUAAACCUAAAACAGCGGUUGUACGUGGUCGAACUAAAAAGCAAACAAAUGAAUUAGUACCCAUACCUGUACAACAACAAUCACCAUCACAUACUUAUGCUACUAUUGAAAGAGAUAUAUCACUUGAUAGAGCAUCAUUCGCUACUGUUGAUGUUACUUCAACAACAACACAAGUCGUUUCAUCAGUUGAUACAAUUAAUACUACACCUAAACCGUCAGCAUUUAAACGUAUUCAAUCAUUAUUUCGUCCUAGUCCCACAUCAACCAAUUCAACACGAAUUAAUCGAGUUUUACAAACUAAAUCAACUGUAAUAGCCUUUGGUUCAUCAACACCAACACAACGUAUGCCUCCGACAAUAAUUAAAACAACAACACCAGCACCAAUUAUUCCAUCAACUCCGGCUGUAUCAGCUGUUAAAAAAAUUCCAUCACCUAAGGGAAAAUAUAAUCUUCGUACACGUCUUUUUGCUAAUCCGACCUACUCAGAAAAAGAUGAAGAUGAGAAAAAAUCUCGAACAAGAAAACCGUUGCGAACACGCAAAUAA